Molecule: messenger RNA, 6076 nt
Organism: Aspergillus ibericus CBS 121593
Lineage: Eukaryota; Fungi; Ascomycota; Eurotiomycetes; Eurotiales; Aspergillaceae
Product: SHMT-domain-containing protein
Exons: 16
Coding region: 36-5924 (1962 amino acids)
Biological process (GO): tetrahydrofolate interconversion; folic acid metabolic process; L-serine catabolic process
Cellular component (GO): cytoplasm
Molecular function (GO): pyridoxal phosphate binding; cobalt ion binding; glycine hydroxymethyltransferase activity
Source: RefSeq, a predicted model, not a curated record
CUUCUAUCUUUUCCGGCUGCACGGGCCACUCGGAGAUGCUAGUCCUGAACGGGACUAGGGGCGCCCGCUUCCCGCGGGCAACUGGCAGCCAACGGGCAACCUCUCGCUAUCAGCCCCGGGGAGCCGAUACCAUCACCGCGCAUUCCUGCCUGCCUCUCUCGCUUUGUCCGUCCAUUCCUCCUUCCUUCCUUUUUAUUUCUCUUCUUUAUCUCCCCCUCCUCAUUCUUCACCACAUUCACCGCACUCUCACCACACCAUCCUCCAUCAUCAUCAUCAUGUUGGGUCGUUGUGGACGUCAGGCCUCGCGCCUGCUCCCGCGCACUGCAAGCUCCGGCAUUCGCUCCACCAUCCCUCUCCAGCUCCGUCCUGCCUCGGCCACUCCCCUCCGACUGUCACUGCAAGCCCGCAGUGUAUCCUCCUCCUCGCCCGCUCGCGAUGGCCAGCAAACGCUGCUCUCCGCACCCCUCGAGGAGGCCGACUCCGCCAUCUAUGAAAUCCUCCAGAAGGAGAAAAAACGCCAACAGCAUUUCAUCAACCUCAUCCCCUCCGAGAACUUCACAUCGCAAGCUGUCCUCGAUGCCCUGGGCAGUGUUAUGCAAAAUAAAUACUCGGAGGGAUACCCCGGUGCCAGAUACUACGGAGGAAACGAACACAUUGACGCUUCCGAGCGGCUCUGUCAGCAGCGUGCGCUCGAGACCUUCGGCCUCAACCCCGAGGAAUGGGGUGUGAACGUUCAACCGCUGUCCGGCUCCCCCGCCAACCUGUAUGCCAUUUCCGCCCUCCUGAACACACACGAUCGCCUGAUGGGCCUUGACUUGCCCCACGGUGGCCACCUGUCCCACGGCUACCAGACCCCCACCAAGAAAAUCUCCUUCAUUUCGAAAUACUUUGAGACGCUGCCCUACCGGCUGGAUGAGUCCACGGGCCUCAUUGACUACGACAGCCUGGAGAAGCAGGCUCUUCUCUACCGCCCCAAGCUCAUCAUCGCCGGUACCUCGGCCUACAGCCGCUUGAUUGACUACCCCCGCAUGCGCCAGAUCGCCGACGCCGCCGGCGCAUACCUGCUGAGCGAUAUGGCCCACAUUUCAGGUCUAGUGGCUGCUGGCGUGCUUCCAUCGCCCUUCGCCUACUCGGACGUGGUGACCACCACCACCCACAAGUCCCUCCGCGGUCCCCGUGGGGCGAUGAUCUUCUACCGCAAGGGUGUCCGUCGGACGGAUAAGAAGGGCAACCCGGAGAUGUAUGACCUGGAGGGCCCGAUCAACGCGUCCGUGUUCCCCGGUCACCAGGGCGGCCCUCACAAUCACACCAUCACCGCCCUGGCCGUGGCGCUGAAGCAGGCCCAGUCGCCCGAGUUCAGAACCUACCAGGAGACGGUCUUGUCCAACGCGAAGGCCUUGGCGGAGCGUUUGGGCAACCCGCUCAGUAACGGAGGCUUGGGAUACAACAUCGUCUCCGGUGGCACGGACAACCACCUGGUCCUGGUCGACCUGAAGAACCGUGGUGUGGACGGUGCGCGUGUGGAGCGCGUGUUGGAGCUGUGCGGCGUGGCCAGCAACAAGAACACGGUGCCGGGCGACAAGUCGGCGCUGAAGCCCGGUGGUCUGCGCCUGGGCACGCCCGCCAUGACGACGCGGGGCUUCCAGCCCGAGGACUUCCGCCGGGUGGCCGACAUUGUCGACCGGGCCGUGAUCAUUACGCAGAAGCUGGACAAGGCGGCGAAGGAGAGCGCGGCGGCCAAGGGGGGGAAGAACCCGAACACGGUCAAGGCCUUCCUGGACUAUGUGCGCGAGGGGGAGGAAAUCCCGGAGAUUGUGCUGCUGCGGCAGGAGAUUUUCAUUUCCAUGUACUUCCCAAUGCGAUGGGGGGAGCUUCCCCGUCUUAUCUCCGCACGGGAUGUCGAUAGCGGCCAGUUCCCCGACGGGCAUCGUGUCCGCGACUCAGCCAGGCUCGAGCAAUGUGUCUGCCUCCUCCUCCUUCACCAUAGUGACCGCAUACAAGCAGUGACCAUGCAAAUCAGCGAGCUCUACACCUACCCCAUCAAAUCCCUUCAAGGGAUCCCCCUCUCCACCGCUCGACUCACGGCCCGCGGCUUCCCCUACGACCGGCGCUUCAUGCUCCUGAAGAUCAUCCACAAUGAAGAUGGCACCUCAACCCUGAAGAACAUGCACGUCCCUCACUUCCCGGAAAUGUCUCUCUUCUACACGGACCUCGUCUAUCCCUCCGUGGAUGGCACCGAGCGGGGCCGAAUCAUUGUCACGUAUCGUCCGCCCGGCAAUGCGGAGGGCCGCACCCUCGAGGUCCCACUGCAGCCGGAUACCCGGGGUCUGGAGGAGUUGGCCAUUGUGAUGCAUCAGAGCCCGACCAAGGGGUAUAACAUGGGAGAGCAGUAUAAUCAUUGGUUCAGUGAGUGCUUCGGAUACGGAGUCGUACUGGCGUAUCUCGGACCGCAUUCGAGGGAGGUGCUGGGGAGUUUUGCACCGGACAAAAGCGUUGCUCAUAUGUCGAUGCACCAUAGUUGGAUUAGCAUGCGGGCGGUGGGGGGUUUAGUGGUUGCGACCCUUCUGUUGAAUUGGCUUGCUGGUCCGGAGGAGACUUCUGUAGUGGCAAUGCUACCGAGUCUCGGGGCGACGGUGGUAGCAGUGCUGCUGUCGGUCUGGACGCGGUAUGGAGGUGGAUGGGCGCGCAAGAAGGAGGAGGAGGAGGAGGAACGGAUCACCUUUGCUGAUACGGCGCCGUAUCUGCUCGUGUCGCGGACGUCAGUGGAUAAUGUGUCGGCGCGGUUGGCGGGUGACGAGGAAAUGGAUGUCACCAAGUUCCGGCCCAAUAUCGUGGUGGCCGGGGCGGACACGGCCUUUGAGGAGGACUUUUGGGCGGAGUUGACGGUGGACCAGGAACAUGACCAGGAUCAGAAUCAGGAUCAGGAUCGAAGUGCAGAGGGAUCAGCGAAGUUGUUGCUCACGGCCAACUGCGUACGAUGCCAGAGUCUCAAUGUUGACUAUGCGACGGGGAAGAUGGGCACGGGUGAGUCGGGCACGGUGCUCAAGAAGCUGAUGAAGGAUCGUCGAGUGGAUAAGGGGGCCCGGUUCAGUCCCGUGUUUGGACGAUAUGCGUUUCUGGAUGGGAGGUCAGAUGGCCGGACGGUGCAAGUGGGCGAUGCGGUGGUGGUGGCCAGACGGGUCGAGGAGCGUAUGGUCUAUGGUAGCAACACCAUGAGUGAAUUUCCCCCGGCCAGUCUCCGUCCUCUAAUCGAGGAAGUCUUCGAGCUUCUUCGCGCCCGCGUGGAGACCGUCUCCGUUGCUGAGACGGCAGCCGGCGGCCUCAUCUCCGCCUGUCUCCUCUCCACCCCGGGCGCAUCUGCCAUCUACAAAGGCGGACUGACCGUCUACACCCUCGAAUCCCGCGUCACCUACACCGGCUGGACUCUCCAGCACGUCGACGGCUACGCGGGCCCAACCCCCAGCAUCGUGGCGGAGAUCGCCCAGAACGUGCGGUCGACGCUGCAAUCCACCUAUACGAUCUGCGAGAGCGGGACGGCCGGGCCAACGGGAGGAACGACUCGGAAUCGGACCCCCGGAUAUGUGGCAGUUGCGGUGGCGACGCCAUCCGGGACGGUGACGCGGGAGGUUGAGACAGGCAGUGCGGAACGGGCGAACAAUAUGGUGCUGUUUGCUGGGGAGGGUUUGCGACUGUUGAGAGAUGUGUUGGUUGGGGAGAAUCGACCCAAGUUCUUUCACGGGGUUACCAAUACACCGAGACUGGAAGGCAGAAGAGUCCAAAAGUGCCGAAAUUACGUCAAAACGGGAAACACGGCACCGCCCCGGUGGGACACCGCCACAUCUUAUUUGAGUGUCAGCCAAUGGGCGGUCAGCUGGUCUGCCCUACGCGGGCAGAAUUAUCUCAUUGCGGAUUCGACUGUGGCGCAGCGGACGGUCGCCGAGACAGGCAGUCACGACUCCGUCCAUCAGUCAUUUCUUUCUACUCAAGCGCCUCGCCGGCUCACCCUUCGCCUUUCCGACAUUGAUUCCCCCCCUCUUCCCCCGUUCAUCCGGUCCUCCGUUCCUCCUCGUCUGUCUCUGUGCUCCCCUCGCGGGGUCAUGGAUUACUCCGUCAACCUCCGCCGCAAGGAUACCACCAAGGGUCCGCCCUUGAGGAUCCUGUCGCUCGAUGGCGGCGGCGUGCGUGGGUACUCCAUGCUUAUCAUCCUCCAAGAACUCAUGUACCGCAUCUACGUCGAAUGCGAAGGCAAGGCCCCUCGUCGCGAAGAAAUCCCCAAACCUUGCGAUCACUUCGACCUCAUCGUCGGCACCGGCACCGGCGGGCUGAUCGCCCUCAUGCUGGGUCGUCUUCGCCUCGACCUCGAGACCUGCAAGGAUGUUUACGUCCGCAUGACCCGCCGCGUGUUCGAAACCGACAAGACCUUUGCUGGCAUCCCCUUCCACAAAACGCUGUUCAAGGCCUCCAAGCUGGAGGAGGCCAUUCGGGAGUGUGUCCGCGAGCAUACCGUCUUCGAAGCCGAGGGCAACGAUCUGAGCCCGACGGCACACAAUUCUCUGGCCAGCGCCCCCUUCAGUCCCAACUCCAUGUCCAUUCCCCAGCGCUCGGGCAGUCGGGCCAGCUUCAGCACCACCACCUCCCAUUCCUCGGGACAUGGCAGCCAGCGCAAUUCGACCUUUGUGAAUGGGUUGCGCUGGGGAAACCCGGAUGCGCUGCUCUAUGAUAAUCGCGAAUAUCGCACCAAAACUGCUGUUACCGCCCUCUACAAAGGUACUACGUCCCGCAACGGCUCGUCCGUCUUCCUCCGAUCCUAUGAUUCACGCAAAGAACCCCCGCCCGAGUUCAACUGCACCAUCUGGCAGGCCGGUCGAGCCACUUCCGCCACCGGUCUAGCCUUCAAGCCCAUCCAGAUCGGUCAACACGUCUUCGUUGACGAAGGCGCCGGCACCUACAACCCCGCGCCACAGGUCCUGGACGAAGCGACCGUGAAUGAGUGGCCCGGCCGCGAGGUGGGCGCAUUCAUCAGUAUCGGCACCGGCAAGCGCCCGCCCGGCACCAACAACCGACAGCACGAAUGGUGGGAGGACUUCUUCGGGGAUGCGCUCGGCAUCUUUGCGGAGGCCCGUCGGCGCCUGAUCGCCAAGAUCGAGGGGUGCGAGGAUAUCCACCUGGCGAUGCUGCGCGACCACCUGGCCAAGCGCAACGUCAGCAAGGACAACUACUACCGGCUGAAUGUCGAGGUGGGAGUGGGCGAGUUUGGCAUGAACGAAUGGAACCGGCUGGCGGACAUCAGCACCAACACGCGCCGCUAUCUGACCCGACCGGAGGUGAAGCGACAGAUCCUGGAUGCGGGCGUCAAGUUCGCCAAGAUUGAGCGCCAACACCGCCGGCUGGCCCAGCAUGCCGCCGCGGGCCACGAGCAGUACGGCGGCGCGGGCGAUGAUGGCACCUCAUCCAUCAUUCAUAGUCCCGUGCUGUCGGUGCCGCCGCUGCCGCACCCGACCGCCGUGGAGCUGCCAGCAGAGCUCCCCGGCGACUUUGUUCCCUACAUCACGACGGAGGAUGCGCUCCCAGCACACCCUACGCCGCAGGACAGCCUGCUGCCAUCCCCACGGUUAUCGGGGGACCUGGGUAGUCCCGGUAGCGGGGAGGUUAGUCGCCCGAGCUCGCAGACGUACGGGUCGUCGCGACCCAGCAUGGAGCAUGGGCACGAGGGGAUGCCGCCGCCGGUGCCCCCCAAGACACCCAUUCCCUAUCCGUCAGAGUAUCCCAGCGAACUGGGCGGGAUUCCGAUGCCAAUGCCAACGACGGCGAGCAGUCCGGGGCACCAUGGGCGGAGUGAGAGUGGGAAGGUUCGACCACCGUACCCAGUGGAUGAGCCGCCGGUGGUGAACAAGCACCGGAAACCGAGCUACCAUGUGCGGUGAUGGGGGGUGACUUAUGUUUCUUCUUGUAUCUUUUUUUUUUUAUGAUUCUCCUGUGUAUGAUGGAGGCGUCUACAUUUGAGUCCAUGGGGGACAGGGGCGAGCGUUUCCGGUAAUGAUUUGAUGGAUACCCUAAUGAUAUGAUUACUUGAUGC